Molecule: messenger RNA, 6531 nt
Organism: Notolabrus celidotus (New Zealand spotty)
Lineage: Eukaryota; Metazoa; Chordata; Actinopteri; Labriformes; Labridae
Gene: fndc1
Product: fibronectin type III domain containing 1
Exons: 22
Coding region: 349-5742 (1797 amino acids)
Molecular function (GO): protein binding
Source: RefSeq, a predicted model, not a curated record
UGACCAGUCGUCGCUGCAUAUACUGACGCUUUGGCACUCCGUUUUAUAGUCUGAAAUGUUUAUGUCAGUUUUGAAAAAUUCGAAGCAUUUGAGUAAGCCACCUCUUUAAAAUGCUCGUUAUUGUGUUGUUCAGGUUUUGAAGUUGUUGCUGCCUUGCUAUCAGCUUUGAACGUGUUUUUGCUGACACAGAGAAGCAGUGAGUUCACGCUGGACAGCGGCUGUCCCAGUCGGAAGAGAGAGGAGGGGGGAGAGGGAGGCAGGGACGGAGAGGGCUGGUGCGUCCCUGCCCUCUGUCUGCAUCCAGCUGCCGCGUCGCUCCACAGCAGCAGUAAACGCACCACAGUCACUAUGGCUCUAGCCGCAAGCAGGACGCUCUUGGCGCUUUUCGUCACGUUUUGCGCACCAGGAUGCGGAUGGACAGCUGAGAAGCCCCUGCGGCCAAACAAUGGGAAACAGACAUCUGUGGACAGGGGCCUCAAGGAGAGCUGGGAGCCUUCUAUCCAUCUGGAUGGACGACCUGUGGACCGCUUCGUGAUCAGCUCCAGUAAACCGACAAGGCCUCACCGUCUUCCUAAAGUGGGGAGGGACAGUCGCUCGCAUCUUCUGGAGGAUGUUGACCCUGAUUGGAUUAACCUGGAUGGCUUUGCGGUGUUGAGCGGCGGACCUGUCACCAACUCAUCAGCAGGUCCACCCAGGUCUCCACAAGCUGCCUCCAGAAAUCAGCCCCCUGUACAGCGAGCCACCAGGGUGGACAGGAAAGUUAAUCCGUUGAGCUUGUCUACUACCAGGACACACAGGAGGGCCCCACAGUCCUCCUCGGGUCCCAGGCAACCUGAGAGAGCUUUAGCAGGAGCUCCUCCACUUGAAAGAAGACGGCAACACUACACCAAGCCUCAGUCUGACCAGAGAAACCGAAACACACAGAAACUAACAUCUGAGUCCGUUCAUGUGGUGUCACUGCAGGCACACAAAGCCGUGGGCCAGAGCGCACCUGCCAACAGAGCAUUCACAACCAAAACCACCACACCAGAGCCACCAGAGUAUGAGGCCCGGGACAUCAGUGUCAGGGUUAUGUCCCCUCAGUCAGUCCUCAUCUCCUGGAUUGACCCUGCUGUUGAGAUGGGAAAGGUUGAACCUGGGUUAUCAAGAUCCUAUACAGUUAGGUACAGAGAAAAGGGUGAAUCUGCACGCUGGGAGUACAAAGACAGCACCCAGAGGAGAAUGAUGAUAGACACCCUGUCUGCUGACAGUAUGUAUGAGUUCUCAGUCAGAAUCUCCCAGGGAGAAAAUCAUGGGAAAUGGAGUGUCUCAGUUUUUCAGAGGACCCCAGAGUCAGCUCCAUCUGGGCCACCCGAGAAUUUUGAAGUCAAGCCACUACGCGGAAAAGGAACUGCUGUAAUAGCAACAUGGGAUCCACCUGAAGAAACCAAUGGGAGGUUAAGAGAGUACAUCAUGUCUUACGCUCCCGCUAUGAAGCCAUUCGGAAUGAAAACUUUGACUUACCGUGGAAGCAUCACCUCAGCCACCGUAGAUGGCCUCACACCGGGAGACCGUUACAUCUUCAAGAUUAGAGCCACCAACAGGAGAGGACAGGGACCACAGAGCAAGGCCUUAGCUGUUGUAAUGCCAGGAUCUAGCAGUGCUGCGUCAUCGCCAUCAAAAACCAAGGACAGCAGCAGGACUAGCCACACUCCUUCCAGACAAGAUACUGACCAUGAGGAAUCUGACCUCCAGUCGACUGAGGUCCCAGAGGAACCAACAACACCUUCACGGCCUCGCCCUGCUGCACCUGUCAGCAGGCGUGUGAGGCCACUUUCUCAGACACGCUCAUAUCACAGCAUCUUCUCCUCCGUGAGGGGCUCAGUCAGAAACCCAGCAAACAGAGGGUCGUCCCGAGGAAGAGCUCAAAAUAGAGAAGAAGAGGAGGAGGAGAAGGAGGAAGAGAACAUACCCACAACACCGCCUCCAGAAGAAGAGACAACAACCACGGAGGUGGUCGUAGAGACAAAAGAACCUGAUAACGAUGUUUCUCCUGAAUCUGAGGAUGACGUUGGAUAUGAUGAAGAGCUCCAAACCACUGAGACCCCUAGCCUCAAAGUUGUUACACCCUCCCCAACUAAACCAGCUUCUUCUCGUCAAAAAGCCUCACCAAGACGGCCCAUUAAGAUCAGGGUCCAUCAAAAACCCGGAUCUAAAGAUACUUCAUCAUCUUCUUCUGAUUCAUCCUCCUCUUCCUCCGCUUCCUCUGCAGAUUCCUCCUCAAGUUCUUCUGUCCCUACUUCCUCUUCUGGUUCAUCAUCCUCGUCUUCUUCCUCCUCCUCACGUAUACAAGAGUCGGCAGCCAGUAGAAAGGACUUAGAGGCUUCCACAUACCCAGAAGGCAAAAACACCUUCGAUAAGCAAAGCACAACACAUACAAAACCCUCCACUCCAGUUGUUAAAGACACCCAUUCACAGCAGACAGAAGGUACAUCAGUUAGUAGAGGCUCAGCUUCAUCAGGGCGCGCCAAUGGGUCUGGAUUUGGCUCUAGAUAUGGGUAUAGUCGAAGACAUCCAGGGACUUUGCUUCGAGGGAAUUCAACUAGAUUGCUAAAUGGUUACAAACCUGCUAUCACCUCACAGUCAAAUGUACCAAACAGAACUCCAAACCAAGAAACAUCACAGUCCACAACACCAGAGAGGACUCAAAACCACCAGACAUCACAUACUGUCAAUUCAGCAACAUCUCGAUCCCCUUCAGGAAGUGGCAACCAGAACCAGGCCACAUCAGAUACACAAGACAAGCAAGGUUCUUCUCAUUCAGCCUCACACAACACACAGAGUUCCCACUCAUUACCUGAACAAGACACAAGGAUCAGGGAGGGUCAUGAUGACAGUACUAACAAAAACACAGAUGUAGAAGUCACUAAAGUUGAGGAACCUACUUCAAGCUCUAAACCACAACCAGUGGAGGAGGAGGGAAGGGAUGCAGAGGGAAGGGAGGAGAACAAACCGGUGGCUCCUCGUACCAGAAUCAGCCCCUCAUUUGCUGAAAGAUUCCCUUGGCUAGCCACUCGUUACCCAGGCAGGUUUGGUUCAGGGACAAGAGUGUCAUCUCCCAGGCAGGAUGGUAGGAGCCCUGUGACUAGGACUUCUUCCUCUACGGGGGUUGGCAGAUCCACUAGGGUUUCAGGGGCCACAGGUGCCGCAGGGGUGUCAACCAUACAGGAGACUAGUGUGGAUCUGAGGAAUCCUUCCACUGGUGACUCCCUAAAGAACGGGGUCGCAGAGGGCCCUGUGAAGCCGUCUAUUACAAAUCAAAAUACAGCAUCCAGUGAUGAUAGAUACCCAACUACCUCAUCCUCUUCUUCAUCUUCUUCAUCAAACCCAGAUUCCCAUCAGUCUUCAAGAGGACACAGAGACUCAAGUGAGCCCAUUCAUCAAGGAACCACUUAUGACAGUGAUAAGGAUCAGGAUAAGGCGUACCUAAAUGAGGGGAACAGAGAAAUCAGUGGAACAGCUGAUAAAACUGCUGACACUAUACCAGCCCAGAAGAAUCCUGCUGUAACUUCCGCAGACCCUCACAGAACUGUAGAGGACAAUGAGAGUACAGGUACAAGGGAAACUUCCUCCAGAACGAGAACCAGCUCAGCAUCUGGAGCAAACCCAGCUUAUCGCCGUCCAGGUUUUGGGGCAAACGGGAGGGUGCGCUCUCCUCUGUUUACCAACAGGCAGUUUGGUGGAUCAAGGCUUCCCAUCAGACCACAGCCAGCACAGAACUCAAGGGUUGGGUCUUCAACAUCUGAUUCCACAUCAUCAUCAUCAUCAUCAUCAUCAUCAUCUGGCUCCUCUGCUUCCUCAAAUGUGCCACAGCCGGUUUUGACUUCAGACCGUGACAGCGGCACUCUCGCGUCUGUGACAAGAACAGGGGGAUUAACGGGGGGCAACUCUCAGUCCACGUCUUCAUCUUCAGCAUCGUCAUCAGCAUCAUCAAGAGACAGCUUAAGGGGCCAGGGGGGAAGGUCACGAUAUCCCACCAUCAGAGGGAAACCAACCAAUGGUGGACAACUGAAGCCUGCUUAUAAUGGAAACGGAAAAAAUGGACGACCCAACCUGACAGCAACAGGUGACAAAGAGUCCACUCCCUCUCAUGGAACCAGUAAAGCUGUUGGUCAAAGAUUUAUCACUGGACCUGAUGGAAAUAAAUGGGUUGUGGAUUUGGAGCAGGGCAUUCUUAUGAACCAAGAUGGACAAGUUCUCCAGGACUCAAACGGCAAACCUCGGAGAGUUGUGCUUGGGGAGGAUGGACAAACAAUAUUUGACCUCAUGGGCAGUCCUCUGGUAAACCAGGAAGGCAUGGCUCUGUUUGGCCAUGGCCGAGACAGCCGGCCAGUGGUCAACCCCAAAGACAAAGUCCUCAUGGUUGGAGGGAAACCUGUUGUUGGUUUGGACCAACCCCACCACAGGACCACCACUACCACCAUCGCCACCACCACCACCACCACCACCACCACCACCACCAUGGCUCCAACCACCACACCCGAGCCCACCACCACAGAAUGGUUCAUGGAAGAAUCUACAUCUGUCCCACCAUAUCCAACCUGUCCACCUGGAACCUUCUCCAAAACAGAUGAAUAUGGGUAUCCAUUAUUGGACCCAGAGGGAAUACUGGACUGUUAUCCAGAAGAGGAAUCCUCAGGAAUGGAAAUGGACCACAUGGUUACAGUGAUGCCUGAUGCUUUAGCUCUUGAGAAAGAUGAGUUAUUUGUCCAGACCACCAGGCCACCAACGACUACUACAACACCAAGAACCAGCACAACAGAGGAGCCGACAGCGCUGGACACUCGACCCAGGAACAGAGGCCCCUCAUCGGAGUUUGACCUCAGCGGGAAGAAGCGUUUCACAGCUCCCUAUGUGAACUACAUCGUGAAAGACCCAGGCGCUCCUUGCUCCUUGACGGAGGCUCUUGAGUUUCUUCAGGUCGACGUCCUCCAAAGCCUGAUGGAGAAGGACGGCCCGACAGCCAAUCAGAACCAGCCUCCCAAAAACAAGCCUCAUAACUUCACUAUAGUUGCCAUGGAGGGCUGCCAUUCUUUUAUCAUCUUGGACUGGGCCCGGCCACUGAAGGACGACAUGGUGUCAGGAUACAUGGUCUACAGUGCUUCAUAUGACGAUGUCCUCAACAACAGAUGGUCCUCCAGACUCUCCAGUGGGACACACCUGCCUGUUGAGAACCUCAAACCCAACUCUAGGUACUACUUCAAGGUGCAGGCCAAGAAUGUGUUUGGUUUGGGACCAGUCAGCGAAACACUCACCUAUGUCACUGAAUCAGAUGAUCCUCUUCUCAUCGAAAGGCCACCUGGUGGUGAACCAAUCUGGGUCCCUUUUACUUUCAAGUACAACUCCGCCCACAGCAGCUGUAAGGGCAGCCAGUACGUCAAGCGAACAUGGUACAGGAAGUUUGUGGGCGUGGUUUUGUGUAACUCUCUGCGAUACAAGAUCUUCAUGGGAGAAGGUCUCAGAGAGCCUUUUUACAGUAUAGGAGACACAUUUGGCCAGGGAGAAGACCACUGCCAGUUCGUGGACUCCUACAGGGACGGUCGGACAGGCCCGGCCUACCUUUCAAACAAUCUGCCCUCAGCACAAGGAUUUUACCGUGCAUACAGGCAGGAGCCAGUUACAUUUGGAGUCAUUGGCCGGCGCACACCCCAUCCAUUCGUGGGCUGGUAUGAAUGCGGGGUGCCGAUCCCUGGGAAGUGGUAAAGCUGCAGAAGAAGGUUACAACGUUACUGAGGGCAACUCUUCUGCAUACUGCUGCAGGCUCUUACCUUAACUGGUACUGCCCUUUAAAACAGACUGUUGCCUGCCUCAUUGAAAGGACACCACUACGAAUUUAUUACUGCUUCACAGAAAGAGAAUAUAGUACUUUUAAAUAACUCAAUGUAUAUCAUUAAGAUGCACUUUUUAUAUAAAGCAGUCUGUAUAUGAGGGGAUAAAAGAAGCAUGUGUGCUCUUGCUUAGUUUUAAUCAUGUCUUAACAUGUCCUUGUACUGUUACCAACUACCCCAAAGACAGGUCGUCACCCAGUGUUAUUUAUCUCAUCAAUAAUGCACACACAUUCAAAUCAGUGACAUUGGACCAAAGCACAAGCUGCAAAGCAAACUAUUAGAAUGAGCACUCAAUGCGUGUAUAGGUCUGUUAAUGUUCAGUCCUGAGAUUUGUAUUUCUUCAUGUAACAGCUUCUGACAGCUACUUUUUGUUUGUUUAUUUGUGAUCAGAAACUAUCAUACUGUUUGUUUAUUUUUAUACACCCUCUUGUGUAUUCACCAGAAUCCAUUCUAAAUUACUGUGUAUGUUUUGAAUGUAUGCGGACAAAGAAUAAAAGACAAAGUAUUUGCUCAGGAACUGUGAGAGAUUGAAUAAAGGUGCUGUGGAAACCACAGCAAUCCAGAAUCAUGAAUCAUAUCGUAGUCUACUGCUGCCACAUUCUUUUCAAGCGAAACCUUCCACAUGUGACGUCUGCCUACUUAAUCAACCUCAUGGAAGAUUUGA